AUGUCGUACGGGUCCUCCUCGUUUGUCCCGCCUUCGCAUAUGUCGAGCGAUCCAUUCCGAGGAUCGUCAUUGUACAACUCAUCGCCCUUUAUGGAGCGGCUCAAAGAAUACUCCAGCAAGGCUGAAGACAUUAUGGACAGCGUGUCGCAGCCUAUUCGUCCCUACAUUCCUGUACUGGGCCGCUUCCUGAUUGUCGUCACAUUCCUGGAAGAUGCGCUGCGUAUCAUGACACAGUGGGGCGAUCAGUCGAUGUACCUGAACAAGUACCGCUCGAUGCCGUACUUUAUUGCGCACACCUUCUUGUUCAUCAACGUUGUUACGAUGCUCAUCGCUUCGACGUUUGUGUUGUUGCGCCGUUUCCCGGAGAUUUCCAUUGGAUCGCUGCUCUUCGUGAUUGUGUUCCAGGGUAUCGGCUACGGCCUUAUUACCGACUUCAACUUCUUCCUGCGCAACCUGUCCGUCAUCGGUGGCCUCCUCAUGGUGUUCUCGGACAGUCUCGCCAACCAACGCAAGAACUUGUUUGCCGGCUUGCCGAGUAUCAGCGAAACAGACAAGCGCAUCUAUUUCCAAUUGGCUGGACGUGUACUGCUCAUCUUCCUGUUCCUAGGUUUCGUGUUGCAAGGUGAGUGGAACUUCUUCCGUGUGGCCGUGUCGGUCUUGGGUCUCGGCGCCUGCAUCAUGGUGGCCGUGGGCUUCAAGGCACGAUGGAGUGCGAUGUUCCUUGUGCUCCUGCUCAGCAUCCUGAAUAUUGUUGUCAACAACUUCUGGACCGUGCACUCGGCGCUGCCGCAACGCGACUUUUUGCGGUACGACUUUUUCCAGACCCUCUCGAUUGUAGGUGGCCUUCUUUUGCUUGUCAACAUGGGCCCUGGCGGUCUUUCCAUGGACGAGCGUAAGAAAGUGACAUAA
Messenger RNA from Malassezia pachydermatis, 909 nucleotides. RefSeq names its product surf4-domain-containing protein. Gene Ontology annotation, biological process: Golgi organization. The record is from RefSeq and is a predicted model, not a curated record. Gene Ontology annotation, cellular component: endoplasmic reticulum-Golgi intermediate compartment; endoplasmic reticulum; membrane. Bases 1 to 909 code for a protein of 302 amino acids. The transcript has 2 exons. Lineage: Eukaryota; Fungi; Basidiomycota; Malasseziomycetes; Malasseziales; Malasseziaceae.